Paramuricea clavata is the source of this 12896-nucleotide messenger RNA. The record is from the annotation of a GenBank genome assembly. NCBI's taxonomy places the organism in Eukaryota, Metazoa, Cnidaria, Anthozoa, Malacalcyonacea, Plexauridae.
GUGUUUUUGUUAUUUUUCCAGACAAAGCACAUCCCAUCAAUACUACCUCGAUUAAUGGUUCUACCGGAGGUAAAGCGUUUUCACUUCUUCGGUUUAAAAAGUUCUAUUAAGGUAGUCUAGCUAAAGAAAUACUGAAAAAAAUAGCAAGGAAAUUUUAGUAAAUCCUUUAUUACGGCCCUCUCAAAUACUGUACGUCGCCUCUCUAAUUAUCCCUCCCCCUUUUUAGAAGCAGAAAUCUAUUAAAAUUCUACUCUCUAUUAAGCCCCGCUCCCUUCACAACAAAAUAAUACAUACUGUAUGUACUGAUUCUAAUAUUAGAGAGGUUCAGAUUUGACCACUACCUUUCACUGGCUUAAUAAGCAUCUGAUUGGUUAAUCGGCUAGUUCAAAUGUAUCUGAUUGGUCAACGGUUCCUCAAUGGUAGCCGUAGUUUGCCUGGAACGAUACUUUACCACGUGUCUUACUCACUGACUAAAUCAAAUAAGCCCCUCUCUUUUUAGUCCCCCUUCUUUUAAGCCCCCCUUCUUUUAAGAUUUCUCCCAAAUUAACCCCCCUCGAACUAAACAUACUUGAGGAUCUGCAGCAUGUAUUGAUAUACUAUUUCAGGGAGUAUGAUUUAUUUACGUAUAAAAGGCUAACCAUGCAGUCACAACCAGCACCCAGUCACUUCAGUUAUUUUAAGAACCUGUAUAAGGUCUAAGUUCUGGGCCCCCAAGAGGUUGCGUAGAGCCCGAGAUAAAAUGUUCCCAGGGGGGCUAUGACGUCAUAGUUGUAAACCGGGAGAAGUGUUGUUUUAUAAUACAUUACACUUAAUUGUACAUUAUCCGACACUAAGGCAGUUAAGCCCUGGGCAAACUAGGAAACAUUGUUGCGGAAACAUUGUUGCGGAAACAUUGUUUCCUACCAAUGUUUCGUCAUGUUUCCCAGAGUUGGCAAACACUAGGAAACAUUAGUGAGAAACAUUUAACAAAUAUAAAACAUUUUCCGUGUUGAUAUACAGUUAUAUCAACACGAGUGGAAUUGGGAAAACGAGAAAUUGUAUGGAAACACGACGCCCGAAGGGCGGAGUGUUUUCAUACAAUUUCGAGUUUUCCCAACUUCCACGCGUGUUGAUAUAACUAUAUAUCAAUACGGAAAAAUGUUUUAUAUUUUUUUUAUAAUAUAGCAAUGUCAAAAGCCCGAAGGAUAAGAAACAUUUCCGUGUUUACAAGCGGCGGAAAAUCUCCCGUGUUGACAUUGAGUUAUAUCAACACGGCUCUUAGCCAAUCAGCGUUAAGAAUUUACAAAUGCUAUAUUAUAAAGGGAAAUAUAAAAUGUUUCUGAAGUUUGUAGGAAACAUUUUUGCUUCCCGGGAAGCAAAUUUUGUUUCCGCAACAAUGUUUCCACGGGUGAGCAAACAUGGAAACAUUUGAGGAAACAUCGAGAAUCACAAAUGUUUCCGCAACAAUGUUUCCAUGUUUGCCCCCUGGCUUUAGGAUUUAUAUUCUCAGUUAAGCAAUUUUAAAGGCUUUCGUUGCUUUGGGCCCCCUUUUUAACCUGAGACCCGGGGCAAAGUGCCCCCAACAAAUUAUCCAAUAUUCUCUUAAUAGCAUGGUUUCCAGAGUUAGGUAAUGUACUCUUGCCCAUUGCUGAAUAAAUGUUUACGUUAUUUUGUUUAUUUUGACGAUAAUAAAACUAUUUAAUAUCAUGUUUAACCAAAUGCUAUUUGAUGGUCAGUGUAUGCUAAUAUUUAGCCUUGUCAAUAAGCGUAAUCAAUUUAAAAACAUGGAUAACUCACGACCGUCAAUAGCAAAUGAAAAUCUUAUUGUAAUGCAUCAAAGUUUCCCCUUUCUGGAUAUGAUAAAACUGACUAAAACAUAGUUGGGUACAAAAGCUGUUCUUCUUUAUGCGUUACAUUAAAUCAAACUUUUUUUGCACACUUCGUAUGUAUUUGGUUUUUAACCUGGAUAUUAAUAGAUAGUCAGAUCAGUGGCGUAGGAGGGGGGGGGGGUUUACGUUAAUCUGAAACCACAGAUUUCGGCCUUCCAGUUUCACCUCAGUUUGAAAGAAUUACAAGGUUGGUCGGACCCCCUUAUUGACCUCCCCCCCAAUUGCCUCUGAAUAAGAUUUGAAUUAUUUUGUUCUUUCUCUUAAGUAUUUUGUGCAGCUGAUGGCAUGUCUAAAUUGACGGAAGCUGACAAAGGUUUCUUCGACUACUGGGAUAAACAGAAAACCGUCCCAUUCUUCUUAGUUAUUAUUAUUUUUCCAUUAAUGAAUAUAAAGUCGCCAACAUUUUUUACGAAAUUUAAUGCUUUAGGUAUGUUUAAUUUUUUACAAUUUGCCUAUAGAUGUCUCCUUAAUAGCUGCAACGUUUUCAACGGUCAUAGUAUACACGUAACAAAAUUGUUGACAAGUUUUUCAUAGUAUACAGCACAACCUUAUUCACACCUUUCGAUUUCAACCGGGAAUAGGUUUUUACGCGUGGAUUUUCACGCAAUUCAUAUUUUUGCCUGUUCAUUUAGGAACAAUUUGUGUUAUUUAUGUAAUCGUAUUCACCAUCUACAAGGCUGCCAAGUGGGGAAUCCAUGUAGAAUUUAGCAACAGUCAUUCGCUUCAUUAUGUCGAACGUAAGUAACGCAGUAUAUAAUCGAUAAACAGCCAGCCAGCCAACCAACCAAACAACUGACUCACAAAACAACAAAGAGAACAAGCAAUGAAAAACUAAAAGCUAGACAACCUGACUAACUAAAUAGUUAACCAACCUUCCAGUUAAUUCUCAACUUGGUCGUAAAUCUUCUUUAAGUAUUCGAUUUUCAGACCACAACCCUGAGCAUGCUUAUGACGUCAAGUAUUUUAAAUUCCAAACAACCCCCAAAUCAUCCCCAUUUAUAAAUAAGUAAUUUACGCAUGUAAGAAGGUGACGUCAGGACGACAGCUAAACAAACUGUUUGAAAUAAAUAAUUGUAUGGAAAUCUUGUCUUGUAUUUACUUUUGUGUGAUUUUAAUACGGUUAAAGCAAUCAGUAGGUUGUCAGAUAAGUAUGUAUGUUUUUAGUUUCUGUAUCUGUCUUUCUUUUCCAGAAAUAAAAUCGUCAUUUCCAGCUCUUUCUGGAACAUUAACAUUGGCAUUUUUUAUUCAUAACUGCGUUCUAUCAAUUACGAGAUACCAAAAAUAUCCGAAAAAUAACGUAAGUAUGAAGAUCAUAAUUGCUUUGUGUUUGUGGAAAAACCAAUUGCGGUUAUUUCGCAAAGUUUUAGAUUCCUAAGCCCAGAUCUUUGUGGUAUCCUGACAGGUAUUGUUAAAUUACUGUUGUAUGUCUACAGUUUACCUCACUCCGCAGUUCCAACCCCUCUGGCAAUCUCGUUCCCUUUUCUUCCACAAGAGGGAAGAGCGUGUGCACUAGGUUGUACCCAGGGGUAUAGAAAAGGGGCGCCAGGCCAUCCCCCCCCCCCCCCUUGUUAAGAUUUCAUGUCGAUUUGGAAGGCUGAGUCCACAAUAGUUUUGCAGAUUGCAGAUUCAUAACCUAGAAAGGUGCAACCGUAAUGAUGACGCGGUAAUGAUUUUAGUAGUCUGUACUUGAUUACUGUGGUCCUAGCUUUAGAUCAUUUAUGUGACUCUAACAUGAGAUAGCGUCGCUAUAUCGCAAUCUUUUAUUUCAAGUUAAGACCUUUCUUAAAAAACACUAAUACUAGAUUCCCCUUAUUACGUUUUCGUAGCUGUGUGGUUAUAGUGGUAUCACUGAUAUUCAAGAUGGCUUAUUUUUUGUCCUGACCCGUGCAAGAACUUUUAAAAAAGGCUAGAGUCAGGUGCGCGAUAGCCAACAGCAAAAUAUUCGCGAAAACAUUCAUUAUUUUCAUUCGAGGCCGCUAUCUUUUUCAGUGAUAUCACUAUAACCACAAUGCAAAGCGCUACGAAAACGUAAUAAGGGGAAUCAUCAAUUGAAGAAUUGCUAGAAUAAAAAAUAAAGACUGGAACUUUCCAUGGUUUUUGUUAUUUAUAAGUUGCACCCUCCACGCCUUGUCACCCUCACACCUUGUUACCCCCCCCCCCCCCCCGAUGAGAGCCCCCACCCUGGAUCCACACCACUGGUUGUACCUGUCUAAGGCUCAGGAAAUUAUAUUGAGUGCUUCCAGUGGUACUGUCAAUGCAAAAGCAUGGUUUGAGUGUAAAAUAUUGUAAAGUUUUCUUGAAAUAGUGCAUUCUCUCGAUGACCUCCACUUGUUUUGCGUUCUGUAGGAUCGUGAUGUUUUCCUUGCAUACGUUCUUGUUGGAUUAACAUACAGUCUAGUUGGAUUUGUUUUUUAUCUUGCUUAUCCCAAGAACAAAAGCUCUUGUAUCGAUCAGGUACGCCCCGAAUCUACGCCCUUUAACUGGUACAAAUAGUUUGUCACAUAUUUAUUUCAUAAUUUAGUUAAUUACUUAUUGAACAGUACAUUGCAGUAACCAAUGAAUCUCAUUGAUUUAUGUUUAAAAUAAUGACAUUCUCUAGAUACUUCUUGAGAAUUUUUCACCAAGUGAUGGAAUGGCAUUUGGUGUUCGUUUAGUUUUUCUAUUUCAACUGAUUACUGUUCUUCCUCUCUUGGUCUACAUCAUCAGAAUUCAAAUUAUGAAUUUUUUCUUUGGAAAUCCAUACCCAAGGUACACGUAUUUAAUAUCUAAUUAAAAUAACUGGUUCCUACUACUGCCUUCACUGAAGUGCAAUUUCACAUUCGAAAAGACAUUUGCUUAGUAGUAUGCAGACUGCAGUAAUUAUGAUGCAAGAAAAACCAGCUAUUGUUUGCAGAAAAAAUGCGUACACAAAGUACUCGUAGACAACUUUUAAAUUAUAUAAUAGUAACGUAAGGCCAUGCAUUCGAUUGAGAGAGUACACCACUCUCACCAAUAUACAAAGUUAGCUAGGUGUACUGAGUCAGUAUAAGUUUUCCUAGUUAGAGAAAAGGGUACCCGGACACUUUGCCGAAAGACAUUUUGCCGAAAGACAUUUUGCCGAAAGACCUUUUGCCGAACAGACAUUUUGCCGACGGACGUUUUGCCGAGCAGACAGUUUGCGGAAAGAACAACUUGCGGAAAGGACAACUUGCCGAAAAUAGAGAUGUUAUUUCGUCAAAAUGUUUGGGACUGCAUGUAAUUCUCAACCAUUGUGUAAAAUAACAAUUAUAUGGUCAUAGCAGUGCAUAAUGGUCAUUAUAUAGCAGUGCAUAACCAUAUUGACUAUUGGUAGCUUGUUUGUGCAGCGGAUGACUCAUUUGUUAGAAACGUGUUUUGACGUCAGGUCGUAAACAAACAAGCGUAUAUAAAGACAACGACGUAAGCGAAUUUCACUUCGAGAAUCAUGGAAUACAUGCAUUCCAAUAGUUCUCGGGGAAAUCGCAUUCAUGAAUGAUGUUGGAUGAUGUCAUUCUUUAUAUCGCGAAAUUUCGGUAAAAAACUUGAAAGAAUAUAAAACGAAACUAUACUUCACUAUCAAAGUUUCUGUCAUAAAAUCUACAAUGACUUUAAUCACAGAAACUUUGACCGUGUAAGCGAACCUUUAAAGUUCAGAAGAUAUCUCUAUUUUCGGCAAGUUGUCCGUUCGUCAAACUGUCCGUUCGGUAAAACGUCCGUUCGGCAAAACGUCCGUUCGGCAAAAUGUCUUUUGGCAAAAUGUCUUUCGGCAAACUGUCCGGCCACUGAGAAAAGGGAGUGGUGCCGAAAAUAAAUGUAUUUGUAUAUGAUAUAAUUGGGUAAAGUAUUCUUGUUCUAUGUUGCAUGUGUUUAAACGUUUUUCGUUUUCCAACAGGGGUGGAACGAUCCCAGUUAUGUAUGGUUUUCCUCCUUCGCAGCUACCGGCAAUUUCUCAGUAUUUCAAAUCCAAUAAAUAAUCUAGGUUAAUUUCCCUAUUAAUAACCUCAAUCCUAGUUCCAAUCCCGUAAUUUUAAUCCUUGUGACGUCUUCGGGAUACUAAUGAAGUCCUCUAGUAAUUAUGAUUUAUUUUCUAAACAAUAAUGCUUUGAGUGCAUAGAUUCAUGUUUUAGUAUCCACCAUUUGACAGACAUGGGUACGGGAUGGGCAAUGGAUAUGUUCAAUAGGGUUGGGUAGGACAUAUACGCAGUGAUUAAAAUAUUCUAUAUUUUGUCUAUUGUCUUUCAGCUUCCUUCAUAUUUUUCUACUGAAUGUAUUCCUGGUAAUAAUGUCAGUUUUAUUUGCUUGUUUUUAUCCACAUGUUGGAAAUAUAAUCAGGUAAAUAUUGCUAAAACUAUAAGAAAAAAGAAACAUACUCUGAAUAGUAGCAUCGUGCAAACAAGGCACAAAAUCCAGGGUGAUAUUAUAAGUAUAUCAAAAAUGUGAUGUUCCUGUAUUGGGCUCUUCCAAGUGACGUCCAAUACGUAUUUCUUGACAUUUUGGGUGCAGGCAAAUUAAGAAUAGUUCAUUAAAAGCAAACGUGGGAACGAGGUUGAGCAAGACUGUGGCUGUUGCUUUUGUUGGAGCGCUUUGAAGAGUUACUUAUAAUGGUCCAUAGCUGUGUAGUAGUUGGUUGAGUUUUUUGCCACCCAAAAUGGCGGAUUAUAGUACAGUCAAAUCACUAUAAGUACAUGGUUCUGAUCAAAGUAAUCACAAUAGAUUUUUUUUUCAGUGGUAAAGUGUGUGAAAAGUUGUUUUGAUUAACAUAUUAAAAAUCCCAAAAAAUCCCUUUGGUGGAACAUGGUGAAAAUCAAGUUUUUCUUACUUCUACCUAUAGAAAACCAUUGCGGACAAAAUGUUGAAAUUUUGAAAUUAUUUUUUUGCAAAUAUAACAUGCAUCAUUGGAAAGCUUAGAAAAAACUAAAAUAUAGAUCAAUUAAACGGUUACCUUGCUUUUGCCUAUCCAGUCGAAGUUAUACAAGAUUUAAAAUGCCAUAAAUUUGUAUUUUGUGCAAAUUUUGCGCUAUUUUUCCAACUUUGAGCUAGAAUAACGACAAACUGACCAGUAAAUUGAAUAUAACGGUUUAAUUGACCUUUAUAUAGUUUUGUUUAAGCUUUCCAAUAAUGUAGGUUACAUUUGCCUAAAAAUGAUUUCAAAAUUGGAACAUUCUGUCCACAAUGGCACAAAAUAGAUUUUCUAUAGGUAAAAGUAAGAAAAACUUGAUUUUCACCAUGUUCCACCGAAGGGACUUUUUGGGAUUUUUAGUAUGUUAAUAAGGACACCUUCCUUCACAUUUUACCAGUGAAAAAAAUUCUAUUGCGAUUUCUUUGACCUCUGGUCACAGAUUGACUGGACUAUAUUUUGAUGAUACGUCAUACUGCAACACCUGGAUAGCUAGCAUUCAAACUAUAAUCUGUCUUCGUUUUUGUCGAAACUCCCGAAGAGAGAUAAAGAAAACUUCGAGCAAAGGAAGUUUUACUAGACUACUAACUUUAAAAAUAUUCCGCAAUUUUUUUUUCUAGAUUCACAGGAGCUCUGUGUGGUCUAACGUAUGUUUACGCUUUACCUCCAAUAAUUUACAUCAUCCAGAAAAGAAAUGAAAGGAAACUAACGAUAAUUGCUGGGCUUCUUCAUUGUGGUAUCAUUGGAAUUGGUAUUCUGAAUUUUAUAGGACAAGUUAUUAUUUCUGCAGUGUAGCAUUCAUAGUAAGUCCUGUUCUAAACACACUUCAUGAUUUCAUUUAUGUAUUUAAUAUUUUUUGCGCGGCUCAUCUGUACAUCAAUAUACAUUACACCAACACAGAAAAAAUCAUAUUAUUAGAUUACAUUGGUAUCGAAGGAACUAGUUUCUGUUCCGAAAUAUCACAUACUCGAACCGACCAGACCGCGUAGCUCAGUUGGCAGAGCAUUAGGCUAGUAUUCCAAAGGUCGUAGGUUCGAUUCCCUCUGUGGUCAGGCAUAUUUUUCAAGCUUGCCCCUUGUGGAUAUACACUCAGAGUAACAUCACAAGCAUCAUAUUCACCUGAGUACAUUACACCAACACAGAAAAAAAAUCAAAUACCAUUAAUUAAAAAUGUAUUAGGAUUUCGCCUGACAAAUCGACGUGUGUACACGAACCCGAAGGAGUGACGAAGGAAUAUUUUACCGUCGGCGGGGAAGUCCUCCAAAACGUUUUAGACGUCGUUUCUAACUUCGACCUCACACAAUGAUGAGACGUGGCUGGACUAGUCAUUAACAUUGAAAUUAUUUGCCUUCAUUUGUAAUGAUCACUUAUGCAAAGUGUCUCUAUAAAAAUAAGGUGUAUACUAAACUGAACCAUGGGUGCGUAAACACAAUUGAAUCGAAUUUUAUGCAUGGGAAGUUAUUCAAAAGUUUUCGGUUUCGUUCAACAUAUGAUUAUGUGCUUAUUAUUAUAUGGCAAGCAUCACUUCCGGUGAAAUGGCGGACUGUGAUUGGCUAAGAAGCACUUUCAGCGGUCCAUUAUUUUCCCGUAAUGGACCGGCGGUCCAUCACGUAAAAACAAACGCAUGCAUUUUAAAACAAAACAGCAAAACUAAUAGAAAUGGGUAUAUUCUGUUUUCUUCGAUCAAAUGUGGACCACGCUACUAAUAUGCAUUUCAAAUCAAGCAUUUCUUGUUUGUUUCAAGUAUAAAUGCCAUAUGGUAAACUUUUUAUUAACCUCGCUUGCUAGGCCUUUACAGAUGAAAUUACAUCUUGAAAUUACAUCCCUACGGGCUCGGUCUGUACAAAUAAGACCUCGGUCCGAUAUUUCUCUGUAAAGACCUCGCGCUCGGUUAAUAAGAAGUUAUUAAUUAACGCAACGCGUAAAAAGUAAAAACUCGUUGCUAUCUGGUUAGUUGAACCAUUUUAACUCGAACUGAUAGUAUGACUACCGUAUUUACUCGAUUGAGCACCGCCCCCGACUGAGCGCCGCCCCCGAAUGAGCGCCGCAUUUGAGAUCAAUUUUUUUAAAGAACGCCGCCCCCGAAUGAGCGCCGCACUAAAAAGUGUAAAAAUUUUCCGCGUCAAAAUGGGGACAUUUAGUGACAAAAACCUUUUAAAACUUGUUUAUUUUAUUGUUAAAAGUUCUUGUUAUAAUUCACAAGCAAAAGAUUUUUUCAACAUAUAUCUUCAACAUUUCUACAAAUUGAGUUUUUCUUUUAUCUUUCGGACAGUGAUAAAGCCAUUUAAAAGUUGUAGUAGAUUAACUUUAAAUAUAACAGUAAUUAAACAAAAGUUGACAUUCAAAGAAAAGAUUUGUCAUGCUGUUGUGUUUUGUUAUACUACAUUUUGGGCAAAAUAUUUCCAUCUUUCUUGCAUUAUAAAAUUGAUAACAAAAUUGCAAAUCCUUGCGCACUAUUUUUUAAUAUAUGCACCGCUGUCAAUUUUUUACGCAUCCAUGGGUUCAGCAUAGUGCCACAGAAUAAGGUACACAGAAGGUCGACUCGAGUAACCGCUGCCACGCCAUGAUUCAUCAUCAAAAUGCUGACGCCAUGGUCCUAGCCAGUGCGCGUUUGAGAGGCAUUCCCCCCCCCCUGGACGUCCACCAUUUUGAAUAUUAUCAGGGGGGUGAAUGCCUCUCCAACGCGCACUGGCUAGGACCAUGGCGUCAGCAUUUGAUGACGAAUCACGAGUUACGCCAAAAUCAUAGGAAAAACGAAGAAGUCGGCCUUCUGUGUGCCUUAUUCUGUGAUAGUGCUCAGGCAUUCAAAUCACUAUAGGAUAAUUUCUAAAGGUCUCCUUUUUUAGACACCCUUAAAGUCAACCUCGUUCCCAUGGCCUUUUAAUUUACAGAAUCAAUAGAUUUUAGAAGACAAUAGAGUUGACCUGAGGCAGUACGACAGAACGCAAUCUGUAAACAAUAAACAAUAUUCGACUGGAAGGGAUCGGAGAUGGGAGGGGAGUGGCAGAUGGCUUGCAGAAACUAUUUCUCACAUUCCCUAUAUUACACACGUAAAAGUCUCGCAACUUGUCAACAAGUUGUGUUCGCAACAGACUUGUACAGGGAUGCCGGAACCACGGGUGCAGCGGGUGCAAUUGCACCCCUUGCCUUUUGCAUUUUCAACUUUGUGGGUGCAGUACGGGUGCAGAAUACGGGUGCACAAAGUGCCCUUUUUGCGUGAAAAAUUUUCAUUAAAAUUGCAUUUUUUGCGCAAAGAGCAUUUUUGAAAAAUUCAAUCUAUGUUAUUUCCGGGAAAAUGUUUUAAGUUCCGGAAAAAAUAACAUUUUCCGGAAAAUUUUUCGGUAUGUCCGGAAAAUUUUUUUCGUAUUUAGGAAAAUUGUGGUAUGUCCGGAAAAUUUUUUUUACCCCUAAAUACCCUGACCAAAAAUUUUUUGGCGACGGGGGGGGGGUGGGGGAGGUCGCCAAAAAUAAUUUUUAUAUGCCCUUUCAUUUUCAUUAGUGCCGUUUUGUUAAGGAAUAUGCCCUCUUGUUAACCAAUUGCACCCCUUGCCCCCAGCAACUUCCGGCAUCCCUGGACUUGUAGCAAGCUUGUCAACAAGUUGUAUCAAUGCUGUUAUUUUAUCAAGUUGCUACAAGUUUGUCACUCACAACUUGUUGACAAAUUGUUGAAUUGCAGGACGAUAACAAGUUGUUAGAACGACUUGUAACAAGUCUUUUGAGCUCAACAACCUUGUAGCAAGUUGUCAACAAGCCGUUGACAACUUGUCAACAAGUUGGGAACAAGCAGUUCUUAGAACAGCAUUGCUACAAGUCUGCUGCAGGUUUGUUACAACUUGUGCGUUUUUACGCGUGUAGCACCCACAUACCUUUCAAUUUCUGUUUCGUACGUUGACUCAGAAAUGGGUCGCAAUGACGUAACGUUAGCCUUAUCCCAUUGGGUACCAGUUACCAGUAUAACGUCCGGUACAAUAAAUCGUGGUAAUUGUUUUUGUUUUCAGUGAAACAACCGUUACAAUUCAGAUAUGUAAUGAUGUCAGAUUUCAAAUGCCUUCUGUUUACAAUGAUGAAGAUUCAGAUGGACUUUAUAUGCAAGUGGAAUCAUGAUCAAUAUUUAAUAGACAGUCAAACUUAUUCUGCUGCAUGUUAUUUGAGAUGUUUUUAAAAAGAUAUUAGACUCCUCUCCAUCCCACAUUAGACUCCUCUCACACAACAAGCAUGCUGCCAUUGCGUUACAAAUGCUGUUGUGUGAAGUCUCAGUAUAAUUUUUGGUACGUGUAAUAUUCAGUCUUUCUAAGAAAACAAACUUACCUUUAAAAAAACUUCAUCUGUAUCGGCUUUUCACUGUAGAAGUUGCCGGAUAUGAUGUCAAAUCAAGAAUUUUGACAGUGGGAAAGUUGAUUAAGAUGAGGUUUUUACUACAAAAAUAUAUUGUAUUUCUUCAGUCUUAUUAUAACCCAAAUACUAUACGCAUGCAAAUAUCCUAUUUGGGGUCAGUAGCGCUUUAUGACAUCAAUCCUGAGGACCUUAAAUCGACAGCCAUAUUGGUAGCACAUUCAAUGAAUGUUAAUGCGAUUGUUUUGAUGUCAUGAAUUAACGACGUACUAGGAAACAAAAAUUUAGCACGGAUUUCAUUUAUUUUUACCUUAUGAAUUCUCGAGUUUCUAGCUUUGUAAUUUAAUUCAAAUCACUUACUUGACCUACGGUAUUUUUCAACUUUAGGGAAUAACCUAAUUACCUAAUUAAUAAUAAAUAAGCGUUUAAUUGGUACAAAAAGAUAAAUUAGAACAACUUUAUAUUGACCUAAAUUUGUGAAUUAUAUGAUUACUUUAGACGUCUAGUUAGUGCAAUAUUGCUUCAGUACUUUCUUACAAUCAUCCUCUAAUUGUGUCUUCACGAAAUGACAAUAGAGAGCUUAAGAUGUGGUAAAUCUAUACGACGCGGACGUGACAAAAAAACACGCCCUAAAUUCGCAGUGCCAGCAACAUGGGUAAAAAAUAUGGAAUAUUUUUGUCAACAAAGAAGGAUGCAGGUGAAAAACAAUUUUAAAGUGGUAACAAAUCCAAAAGAAAAGCAUAAGUAACUGUCUUUUUGUCACGUUCUAGAUUUAGCUCAUCCUAAGUUCGCUAAUGUUUGUUAAUAUAGUAACUUCUCAUUUCUACGUAAUAGACUUUAGUCUUUACUGUUUAGUGUAUAUACUUUUGCCCCAAUGGCCUCGUUUUCAUGGUUACCCGAUUUAGCCUCACAGGUGCAAAUGAUGGUUACUUCUUCAUGUUUCGUGCGCGAAUAUGUUUCUUUUUUAUCUUGAUCGCAAUAACAAGCCAAUCCUUACACCAACUGUACACGGAUGAAAACGGGGGCAUUGAGCGAAACGAAGGUCUGAGGAAAACGUGUCAAAACGCUGUGGGUCAUUUACAGCAUCAUCAAGCUCACAUUCAAGAACAUGUAACUCAAGUACCUUUGCAUAGUCCAACCAUGCUUCACUUGACAAUGAACACACUGUAUCGUCAGAUCACUUUCGGUAUAUCCCAUGCACAUUCGAGAACUUGUCUCUACUGCGUGAUUUAACCAUGCUUAACUCGAUCAGAGGCGUAGCCAGGAUUUUUGGUCAGGGGGGGGCAGCAAAAACCUAGGUGGGGCCAGACUUCACUUAUUUUUAUAGAACAAAUACCAUAUUUAUUCACAUGAACAAAAUAUAUGGGCAAUACUUAAAUAUUCACGGUACGAAUUUCACAAAGUCGGCGACAUAUAAAGAAUACUUCCAACUAGCAAUAGAGUAACUGCCUCCUACAAACAAAAACCGAGUUUAUGAUAAGCAUAAAGCAUGACUAAAGUCAAGCGCGCAGCAAGAUGUCCAGGCGGAGGCAUGCAAAUAAAGAAACGAUGUGACACGUUUAAAGGAAACCUCAAUUAUUGAUCAUUUAGAUGCACCAUAUACCACUUUGUAUUCUGACAAAAUAUGGUAAGUUCAUAGUUCUUCAGCAAAGCUUAUUUCUUACGUUAUGAAAAGUGGUUAUUGCUCAGUUACAAAUUAAUUAUUUAUCAUCCAACAUGAAUACAUGAUCGAUUACACGUCUGUAUCGCCAAGCGCUAAAUAGAUUUUUUACUCGCUCUGGCAACGCACGGGACACAUUUAA